UAACAUGCGCGGGAGAAAGGGAGCAGGGGAUACCUCUUGCCUGUGGAGCGAAAGCAACCACGACAGCGUCAGUUCGAGGCGACGGGUUCCUUCACAGCACCCCCCUCUCCUCUCCUUGCUCUCUCUCUCUAUCUCUGUCUCUCUCUUAUAGGCGUCCAGCGUUCUCGCUCUGCUCAGUUAGUUAGGGAUACACGCUCAGCCACUGGAGCGCAAGAAAAGCUUUGCGGAAUAAAGACAAAAGGAGGAUGGAAAUGUUCACAUGAAACAGCUUUGUUACCCUCCCACCCCCAUCUGCCCAUCAACUGACUCCAUUCUUCAACUUGACAUCAUCCUUCCUCACAGACGAGAAGAAGAAGAGGAAGAGGAGGAGAAGCAGAGGUGGGGAGGCAAACAAAACAGACAGAGGAAAAGAGGAGGAAGAGCGGCGAGGAGGUGGGCAGCACAGUUUCAGCUCUCACAAGGCUGAGGAGGAGAAAGUGACGGCAGCUAGAACUUGGCCACUAGUGAGAUGAAAUUCGGGGAGGAGACGCUGGAGGAGCGCUGCAGGGUACGACAUCCAACGAGAGCCCUAAAAUUGGACGAGCCUGCCCUCUCUGGAUCCUGUGCACCUCCACAGCCGAAGGAUGAGAGGGGUCGACUUUCACCUUAGUUGCCAGGGAUGUCUGUGCACUACGGAAAGGCGUCCCCCUCCAGCAUGUCCAAUGCUAUAUUAUUCCUGAUGCUUUGCAAGAUCCCAGUUAUGACGGGAGCCUUCAUGGACUCCUCGCCCAACGACGACUACAGCGGCGAGCACUCGCUCUUCAACUCCUCGGCCAGCGUCCACGCCGCCGCCUCUGCCGCCUCGGUACACGGCCAGCAGGACGAGUCGCAGUCCAUGUCCAGCGAUGCCAUCUGGCUCUGGAUCGCCAUCAUCGCCACCAUUGGAAACAUUGUGGUGGUUGGCGUUGUCUACGCCUGCACUUUCUGAUGAACAUAUGCUUACAAAGACAAACACACACACAUCCUGCUUUUUCUCUGGACCGUGAGCGAGGCCACGCUUUGUAGACAGACACUCUCUCUCUAUGUCUCUCUCUCUUUCUCUCUCUCUCUCUCUCUCUCGCACUUGGCUUUUGGAUCAGUUUGAGCCCCUAAGGGUGUGGAAGUUGUGACACUAGACAAUGACAUAUAGACUACUAUAUUUCUUCAUCAGAGGGGAAGACUGGGACUUUGCUGCAGAGCAUUUUUGGAUGCUACAACUGGAAGUUUGAAAAGAAGCUCCUGUGUUCGACGGCUCUUUAGUUAAAAACAGAAACCGGCGCUCUCAUCCAAGAAUCAAAGGAACGUGUUUCUUUUUUUUCAGCUUAAGUUUGUUUCCAUGUUUCUCCUCAGACAACACCCUCAUUAUAAUGCGGAGAUGAGAAUGGAGAUUAAAUGGGGCUUAAAAUUCAGGUUGAUCCAGGCCAUCUUAAACAUCCACCAGAUAGCUGCUUAGCAAUUUAGGGCACUGCUGUUUAAUUAUGCGGCUGAACAGAGACGGUGGGUGUUAAAACAUUUAGAAAGCGCUGGGAUUAUGUUCAUGCCAUGGAGGCAGCCCUGAGGCCCUAGCUCAUUUAAGGACUAAUUUGUGGAUGCAACAUAUAUAAAAAACAAACAUGUAUAUAGUAUCUAAACAGGACAGGAAACAAAGAAACACAUUAAAAUCUGCAAUGCAAUGCUAACUCAAUUAUACACAAUGAAUGGCUUUAUGAUUAGAUGAGUGGUGUAAAACUAAGUCAAACUCUUUGAAAUGAAUGUUCUUAUUGUUCAAUAUUUACAGUAAUAUUCACCAGGGAUUAUUAGAAAAUCUAAUUGUAUCGUCAUGGUCUGUUCAGUCAUGUUUAGAUAUUAUCUACAGAUGUUAACAAAAUACAAUUAAAAGCACAAAUUGAAUCGCAAGAUGACGUACCCUACUUUACUGACUGCACCUUAUCGUUUUGUGUUGUUGUUUUCUGUAAAAUGAUUUAUUAUCACUUAAUAGUGUCAACAGGGCAGGGCAGAUGUGGAAAAUAUACGUGUUCAAAACUAAUUUAACACCAACAAGAUCUGUAGUGAACUUUGUGAUAAAUGUAUACUAAAUGUGAGAAGGGAAAGGAUGCCUCAGUUUGAAAUGAAAUGUUGUCAUAUAUCAAGCUGUCCCUCUAAAUUUGUCACUGUUCAGUAAAUUAGUUUUGUGUUACUGUGGAGUCUGGAGGCAGCUGUCUCCAUGGCAACCUAUCCUCGUCCUAAUUGGGAGCAACAACUUUACUGCGAGACUGAAGCAUCAACCUGCAGCCACUGAUGGUUUUUCUUCUGAGCAUUCAAUAAUUGCUUGCACACAAAGAAAAUCACAGGAAGCAUUGCACUGGAUUUACACAAAUAUUACAUCUGGUAACCAUUGCAUUUUUUUAGACUUUAAAUUAUUUGUGCUUUGCUUACACUGUUUUAUUUCCAUGUUUUAAGCAAGCCACUGAUGAAAUGUUUUUUUUUUUCUGAAUGUGAAUUCAAAGUCAGUGAGUAGUUUUAUUUUAUUGACAAACUGACUGAUCUAUAUAUUUAGACUGAGAGAGAAAUAGAAAGAGAAUCUUUUUUUUUUUUCAGUAAUCUUAUGUUUCUUCUGGGAUUUAGGAGAUAUUAUCAAUAUGCUUUAGGUUAAAAGAUAUGAACCUGUCUUGUAAACACUACUGUACAUGUUCAAAUGGUCAUACACUGCGAAUUACAAUACUAGCUUACUGUAUCAACUGUGCCAAUGUAAGGAGAAAUUCAGACACACUCUGUUAUUAUGAGUACAAUGUUCAAAGAAGGACUUUUCAAGCCUGUUAUUUUUAAUAAAUGGUUGCUGUAGAAAUACUGUAUUUAGACAUGUUGUAAACCACAUACACAAUGCUCCUUUUGUAAAGACAUAUGCUACUAUUAAAAUUUCUGUAAUAACA
Messenger RNA from Sebastes umbrosus (honeycomb rockfish), 2927 nucleotides. RefSeq lists its product as uncharacterized. Bases 659 to 967 code for a protein of 102 amino acids. The record is from RefSeq and is a predicted model, not a curated record. NCBI's taxonomy places the organism in Eukaryota, Metazoa, Chordata, Actinopteri, Perciformes, Sebastidae. The transcript has 3 exons.